AUGCAAGUCGAGGACGUGAAAGCAAACGAGAGAAGCCGUAUGAGCGAUAUCGUGGAUCUGUCUGCUGAUGAAAUUAAUGACAGCGAACUAUACUCUAGUACACCUGUGAAGAAGGCUCCAAGUAAGUCGACAAGCUUACGAAGCAAGUGGCGACGAAGCAUAUUUCAAUUAAAGGAAGGAGAGUACACGUACGGUAGAAGCAGCAAACGUCGCAUAGAGUCAUCGCCAAAAAACGAUAGAUCGAUUCGUAAAUCUAUCAAGGACAGUACAAACAAUUUGUUAAAAUACGAUAGUUCGACUCGUAAAGAGGUGGCGGAGUAUGUGCGUUAUGGCGAAGAUUCCAUAAUAGUUAAAGGAGAGUCUUUAAGCCCCGAACAAUGGAGUGACUUGCUUACGUCUGACACUUGGCUGUCUUCAGAUCAUAUUAACGCAUAUCUUUCUUUACUUAUGAGUAAUCACAAACAUAUCCACGCCUUUCCCACGUACUUGUAUGCUAAGCUAUCGACCAAAUAUGACUAUGCGUCUGUGCAAAGAUGGACAAAGAAGACAUGUAUAUUCAACAAGUCAAUUGUGUUUGUUCCAGUCAACGUGACUGAGAAUCACUGGCUUCUGGUUGUCAUAUGGAUCAAAGCUGAACGACGUGAACAGAUUGAGAUAUGGGAUUCCAUGGGAGGGGAAGAUUAUCAAAGGGAAAUCGGAGAUGUUUUGAAGAGAUAUCUCAUUGAUGAGUAUGCGAGAUAUAUGGAAGACCGUGAACAACGCAAACUCGAUGAUUACAAAAUUGAGACCGAGAUAGAAAAGUGGCCGGUGAACGUCAAGUUUGAUAAUACUCAAACUCCGCAUUCAAAACAGACAGAUGGUAGUUCUUGUGGGGUUCUUGUCUGUUUAUUCGCAAAGGCGUUGGCAGAGGGCUACAAAGAGACUGAGAUUAUAAAUAUAGCUCUUCAACGUAGUUCCGCUAAAACAUAUCGAAACGUGAUAGCAGUUGAACUAUGGGACGAUUACAAGCGAAGGACUGUGCAAGAACAUGAGAAAUACCAACUACAGGUUGAAUAG
This is a messenger RNA of Paraglomus brasilianum, 1056 nucleotides long. NCBI's taxonomy places the organism in Eukaryota, Fungi, Glomeromycota, Glomeromycetes, Paraglomerales, Paraglomeraceae. The record is from the annotation of a GenBank genome assembly.